AUGCCAAGCGACAAGACCAUUGGCGGUGGAGAUGACGCUUUCAACACGUUCUUCUCAGAGACUGGUGCUGGAAAACACGUGCCUCGGUGUGUGAUGGUGGACUUGGAACCUACGGUGGUUGACGAGGUGCGCACAGGCACAUACCGCCAGCUCUUCCAUCCGGAACAAUUGAUUUCUGGAAAAGAGGACGCGGCCAACAACUUUGCACGAGGUCACUACACCAUUGGCAAAGAAAUUGUGGAUUUGGUUUUGGACAGGAUUCGCAAACUCGCGGACAACUGCACAGGAUUGCAGGGUUUCUGUGUGUACAAUGCCUGCGGUGGUGGCACCGGUUCUGGUUUGGGCUGCCUGAUGUUGGAACGUUUGUCGGUCGAUUACGGCAAAAAGAGCAAGAUCUCCUUCACCGUGUGGUGCUGCCCACAGGUUGCCACGGCUGUGGUCGAACCCUACAACACGGUGUUGUGUGUGCAUUCGUUGUUGGAGCACACCGACGUGACCAUCAUGUACGAUAACGAAGCACUCUACGAUAUUUGUCGCCGCAACCUGGACAUCGAACGACCAACCUACACCAAUUUGAACCGACUGAUCGCCCAGAUCAUUUCGAGUUUGACUGCUUCUCUCCGUUUCGAUGGCGCCUUGAACGUUGACAUCACUGAGUUCCAGACAAAUUUGGUGCCUUAUCCGCGCAUCCACUUCAUGUUGACCUCCUAUGCUCCGGUCAUCUCUGCGGAGAAGGCCUACCACGAGCAGCUCUCUGUGGCAGAGAUCACCAUGUCUGUCUUCGAGCCGGCCUCGAUGAUGGUGAAGUGCGAUCCACGUCAUGGAAAGUACAUGGCCUGCUGCAUGAUGUACCGUGGAGAUGUGGUGCCAAAGGAUGUGAACGCGGCAGUGGCCACCAUCAAGACCAAGCGCACGAUCCAGUUCGUGGAUUGGUGCCCCACUGGCUUCAAGUGCGGCAUUAACUAUCAACCACCCACUGUGGUUCCUGGAGGAGAUUUGGCCAAGGUGAUGCGUGCUUGCUGCAUGAUCUCCAACUCUACCGCCAUCGCAGAGGUCUUCUCUCGCAUUGAUCACAAGUUUGACCUCAUGUAUAGCAAAAGAGCCUUUGUGCACCACUAUGUCGGCGAGGGCAUGGAAGAGGGCGAGUUCUCCGAAGCACGUGAGGAUUUGGCGGCGCUCGAGAAAGACUAUGAAGAGGUUGGCAUCGAGACAGCCGAAGGUUAUCCUGGCGCCAAGCAUCCCUACUCCUGGUGGCGUUCACAGCCUCGGUGGAUGCUGCGUGUUUUCACAGUGCCAUGGCACGGUCAGCGCAUGCUGUUCCUGGCGCUGGGCCACUCACUCACUUGGAGAAGUGCGCCUGUGCCCCUGACUGUCAUGCCGUUGAAGGAUUCUCUGGUCAACCGUCAACAGGCCUUUGGACUGGGCCUGGAGUGGAGCCUCUAUAGCUGGACCAAGCUGAUCACAGUGACAGCAGCACAUCGCGGGUGGCAGAGUGCCGAGGGUUUGUUGGCCAAAAUGACCCAGGAGUCCGUUCUUCCCAGCAUCAUGUGCUUCACUUACGUGCAGCCAUGGAGACAGGCUCUCAAGUGGAUGAGGCGGAGCCGCCUGGAUGUAACUUUCCAGGGCAUGGUAGCUGCGAGCUGUGCAGAGGGUGGCGCGUGGCAAGGCAGUCUGCACUUGGCGCGCGGCGUUGCCAACAUGAAUUGCGCGGGGGCUGGAGCUCCAAACCAUGUGGUUUUAACAGGUGCGGCCCUUGGUGCUUGCGAAAAACGUGGGUUUUGGAGGCGUGCCUUGCAGCUCCUUUCCUUCCCAGAGGCGGACACCAUCAGUAUCGGUGCUGCCAUGGGUGCAUGCGCACGGGCACAGCGGUGA
Molecule: messenger RNA, 1872 nt
Organism: Cladocopium goreaui
Lineage: Eukaryota; Dinophyceae; Suessiales; Symbiodiniaceae
Source: the annotation of a GenBank genome assembly